AUGACAAUCAGAUGCGUUCUGGGAGAUUACCUCUGUUUAUAUCAGAGCUACGUUCAAGCUGACCGCCCGCCAUGUUGUAAACUCGACGCUGUUGUUCCAUUGUCAUCUCGACGCUGUUGUUCCAUUGUCAAAUAUGACGCUGUUGUUCCAUUGUCAUCUCUCGCGAAACGGGACCUUUCUUGGUUUGUUAAUAAAAGCCGUUUAUACAAUGGCACUAAACUUAUUAAACCUACUAAAGUGAUAACGCUAACAACAGAUGCCUCGUUAUCUGGUUGGGGUGCCGUAUCUGAUGUUGGAGUUACCAAUGGGAUAUGGUCCCAGGAGGAGAAAGCCCAACAUAUUAAUUGGUUAGAGCUUACCGCAAUCUGGCUAGGCGUGCAAUGCUUUGUCCUAACUUCCUAUUGUUACAUUAAAGUAUUUUGUGAUAAUGGAUCAGCCGUAGCUUACAUUAAUAACAUGGGUGGUUCGUGCCCUAAUUUGCAUUCAGUUGCAUCCCAAAUUUGGCAAUGGUGCAUUGAUCGUUCUUGUGUAAUUGAGGCCUUCUAUAUCCCGGGAAGACUUAACAUUCGAGCGGAUAGUCUUUCCAGGGGUCACCAGCAAAAUUUGGAAUGGAAAUUACACCCAACUGUAUUUCGGUGGAUAAGCCAAUCGUAUUUUACUCCGGGAAUAGAUUUGUUUGCUUCAAGGCUGAAUCACCAAGUAGCUGAUUACGCGUCAUGGCAACCAGACCCUGGGGCAGUGGCUGAGGAUGCCUUUUCCCUUAACUGGGUAGGAACUAAACCUUAUUUCUUUCCACCUUUCAGUCUAAUAGGAAGAGUGCUCACGAAAAUGAAAAGAGAUCAAGUUGCCGAUGCAAUAAUAAUAGCACCCUGGUGGCCAACAGCUCAUUGGUACCCAAUGUUGGUACACCGGAUAUUCUCUCGUCCGCUCCUACUCCCUCAAUGGAAACAGCUGUUAUUACACCCUGGGAACAAGGACAUGUUGCACCCUCUGUGGCAAACGAUCCGCUUAGCCGCGUGGCGUGUCUCAGCUCUAGACUCCAAAGUAGAGGACUUUCAGAAAGGGCUGCCAAGUACGUGCUCAAGUCUUGGCGUCCAGGCACCGCAAAGCAGUAUUCCGCAGCAUGGAAGUGUUUCUGUAGCUGGUGUAGUGCGAGGAAGGAAGAUCCUCUUCAAGCGUCUUUAG
Dendronephthya gigantea is the source of this 1185-nucleotide messenger RNA. RefSeq lists its product as uncharacterized. Lineage: Eukaryota; Metazoa; Cnidaria; Anthozoa; Malacalcyonacea; Nephtheidae. The record is from RefSeq and is a predicted model, not a curated record. The transcript has a single exon. The coding region runs from base 1 to 1185 and encodes 394 amino acids.